UCUGCGCGCGCGUGUUUGAGUGUGUAUGUGUGUGAUGCGCGCGCGCUGAUGUCCGGUGUGCCCGGCGGUGCCGGUGUGGUCUUCAGUCCGCGGCUGCUCGCGCUCUGCCUCGCGCUCGGACUCCUCGUGGAAGCUGCCGGUGGAUUAAAGGGAAAAACUCUCGUGGUGGAUUAGAGCGGCGAAUCUCCACACACACACACACACACACACACACACACACACACACACACACUGCAGCAGGUGAGCGAAGCCGGACCUGCACCGGGAGGGCGGACCAGAGAGAGCGCGCGCGUUUCCAGCCGACAACAGAGUGGGUCUGCUUCAGUACAGGGCAGUUUGUGGCCAGCGCUCAGUCCAGCCUUUCUGUGAACGUGGACAACAACUGGGCUGGAGCUUUGAACUCUGCCCCACUCACCACCAGCCAACCACAGCUGCCCUUACACCAUGCAGAGGAAUGGAGCUGAAUCUAUACUGGCCUAUGAUGGUCAGUUGCAGUCUCGUGUUAAUGUCCAGGAGAGUUCCUCUCCGAGCCACUACACACUCAAACCAGCACCGGACCCUCCGGCCCCCACACAGGCUCCCUCUGUGGAUCAGGUGGUGGAGUACUCUGACGACCCCUGGAGGAUCACUGGUGAACAACUGCAGUAUUACACUCACCAGUUCAGAACGCUACAGCCUGACCUCAAUGCCCUUAUAGUGGGCACUGUUGCAAAAAACUUCUUCACAAAGUCAAAGCUGCCCAUCCCUGAGCUGUCUCACAUAUGGGAGCUGAGUGAUGUGGAUCGGGACGGAGCCCUCACUUUCCCAGAAUUCUGCACUGCGUUCCACCUGGUGGUGGCGCGGAAGAAUGGCUAUCCUCUCCCUGAGAGACUCCCGCACACGCUCAGAGCGGCUUUCGGAGAGCAGAGCCUGCCGCACCCACCGAAGCCUCUUAUUGUGUUUGAAGACUCAGUGGCGUCCAGACAAACGGAAAUGGGUUUGAUCAGCCAGCAGGAAGUCCGAGAGGAGACUCAUAAGCAAGAAUUCAGUCCUCAGAGAGCAGCUGCUCCCCAAGACCAGCCAGCAGAGCAGCCAACACUGCAGAGCAGCACUUUAAAACCAGAUCCUCCCCAUGAGCUGGACCUUAACAUGAAGUCAAGAACGAGACCCAGAUCUUAUUCAAGCACCUCUAUAGACGAUGCUAUGAAGAAAGCUGAGGAGCCUCCGACCCCCCCACCACGUCCUCAGAAAACCCACUCGCGUGCCUCCUCACUCGACCUCAACAAGCUCCUCCAGCAGAGCGGACAAGGCGGUAAAAGCGGCUGGCUGCCCCCUCCUCCUGCUCUGCCCCCUCGACCUCCAGCCUCACAGCAGAUGUCCCACUUCCUCCCGGGAGCAGAAAACUCCCAGCAGGCCGUGCAGCAGCCUCACUUCGCAGACUUCAGCAAGUUCAGAGAAGAGGAGGAGACCGCUGAACCCCCUCAGGCCUUAGGACCCCUGAGGACAGUCGGCCCUGGCACAGAGACCCCAGGGGGCCCUAAAACAGACUCUACCUUGCUGUUCCAAGGCCACGCCCCUCAGAAGCCCAUGCGCCGGAAGCUCCACCCAGAAAACCAGAACACUGUUACACACUCAGGCUCCGCCUACUCAAGCUCCACCCCCACCACAGCGCCCAAAACAGGUCAAAGGCUGCCUGCCAGGCAGAAGAGGGAGAUUCAGAUGGCCAUCAGGAAAAAUAAAGAAACGAACGCAGUGCUAACACGGCUAAACAGUGAACUACAGCAGCAACUGAAGGAGGUUCAUCUACAGAGAGUUACUCUGGAGUCUCAGCUGGAGCUUCUUCGUCCUACAGCCUCUACUUGACCCCUCUGCCCCGCCCCCCCGUCCACCACUACCCCAGUCUCUGUGUGUCCAGAUGACCCAGUGGAAUGUAGUUUAUCACUUCAUGGCCUCCGCUGACCUUAAAUGACCUGAAACUCAGAGCCGUGUCCCAGUGUAACAGACGACACACCACACACACACACACACACACACCACACACACACACACACACACACAGAAUGAUGUGUCUGGAGUCACAGCUACUCUGUGUCUGUAAACACGCUGGAAAAUUUACGGCAUUGUGUGACCCUGAAAUGACCGCAUGCUCUCAGUGACAGUGAUGUUAAAGGGGAACUCCACCAUUUUUUUAAAAUUUCUGCAUAAUUAAGUAGAUGAUCAGUAAACAGUCAUUCAGAGGGGUUUGUUGUGAAACGGUCAGUUGUAGAGACAGUGGUGGUGAUGGGAACCAGGGGUUGCCAUGACUACAACACAAAUAUAGACAUUUUUAGAGGCACUGAACUCUUCAGAUGUCUGGUUCCUAUCACCACCACUGUGAACAGUUCUGACUCUAAACCACUCUGACUGACUUCACUUACAUCUUAACCGUUUAUUUAUGCAGAAAUUUUGAAAAAUGUGUUCCACCUCCGUCUUUAGAACCGAGUUCUCAUUCUAGUUUAUUUGAAUAGUCCACUGUUGAUCAUCUACAGACGCUUAACCCCUUAAAUGACCAGGGCUCGUCAGCAGGGCCAAGGUGCAUCAUCAGGAGGGGUUUUUGGUCUUUAACCUGUAAAAUCUCUGGACGCUACUACAGCACUGCUGUACGAGGCGAGUAGCCACGUUCCCAACAGAUGUAGUGAUAGUCAUGUGCCUCAUUUUGGCCUGAGCAGCCCUGUAAAGCCAGAGAGAGUGUUAGUCUUAUGGUUGAGGAAAAGUCAUAGACGUAAUUUAACGACAUCUGCAAAGCAUCUACAGUGGACUGUUCAAAUAAAGUGUUAGCAUGAAUUCACACAAAUGAAAGGCCGAGGAGGAGCAGGGUCUCUGCUUGUUUUGACUCUGAUUGGCUCUGUUCUUUAAUCUCAGCCGGAGAGUCAGUUUGUACUGAACUGUCUUAAUGAAUGAGGCCUCUGAGGUAAUGACUGAUUCUCUCACAGUAGCUUUGAGGGGUUUGUUUAUGGAUGGUCAGUCCGGUGAAUGGAAAGCAGGUGCAGGUUUUUUUCUUUGCCUUAUGUGAAGAGAAACUGUCUGGUAAGGCUGAGAGUCGAUCCCAAACGGAGUCAGUUCUCUGAUUCGAGGCAUUUUGGGGGAAAAGUUUAAAGGCUUUUACACAGCGACGUUCAAAUUUACCCACAUCCACAUGAGCCAGAGCGUGAGACAUUAGAGAUAUCUGAAUAAUAAUGCCUACAUCAGUAGAUUGGCUGGAUGAAGUGGAAAACAAAGCAAAAUGUACAGUUUGUAGCAAAAAGUGUCUUGGAGUCGUCUUCACCGGCGCUGAUCUGCCCUCCGCAGUCGACAGUGGAAAUCAGGUACAGUUCAAUUAGCCCCCCAGUAGUAAUCCACGUUAAUCUAGCGAACGUGAGCUCUCCAGAUUACGGUCUAGGCCAUUUAAUUAAACUGAUAUCUGAAGAACGGAGGAGUAAAUGUAACAAGAUCCCUUAUCAUUCAUACCGUCAAUCACGAUAGUGUAUUAAGUAAUAACGCACUUUUUCUGUUGCCAGAUCUUUUUCCUGUGUUUUGAUUUUUGAAACUGAAAUUUGAAAAAAAUGAUGUGGAAUCGACUCCAUUGAUCAUCGCUUACAGCAAUUCCGGAAUCAAUGUCCCGUUUAGGGCAAAAACAAAAGCCUCACAGAAAAGUUCUGCUCAGUACGGACGCCUGUUCCACCACUCGAACAAAAGGCAACAUAGCAUAUCAUAAUAAUGAGGUUUCUCGUAAUUUUGACUUACUAUAUUGUAAUUAUGACAAAGUAUCUCAUAAUAAUGACUUACUAUUUCAUAAUAGUGACAAACGUUUGUCAUAGUUAUGAGAGGCCAGAUUAUUAAAAUGAGACACUGUCAUAAUUAUGAGAAAGUAGGUCAUAAUUAUACAAUUGUAAAUCAUAAUUAUGAGACACUAAAUCAAAUUCUAAGAAUAAAACACAAGUCAUAAUUACAAGAUACUAAGUCAUAGUUAUGAGAAACUAAGUUAUAAUUAUGAUAUUUCAAAUCAUAAUUAUGAGAUACUAAGUCACAAUUGUGAGAUACUAAGUCAUAAUCAUGAGAUACUAAGUCAUAAUCAUGAGAUACUAAGCCAUAAUUAUGAGAAUGUUGGUCAUAAUUAUGAGAUACUAAGUCAAAAUAUGAGAAACGUUCAUAUUUCUCCAUGUUAUGAGAUCUCAUUAUUGUAAGAUUCUUAUAAUAAUUAGAUAGUAAAUCAUAAUUAUGAGAUACUAAGUUGUAAUUAUGAGAAAGUAGAUCAUAAUUAUGAGAUACUAAGCCAUAAUUGUGAGAUGUUAAGUCAAAAUACGAUUAACUUCCUUCAUAUCUAUCCAUAUUAUGAUAUCUCAAUAUCAGAAAAUUAUUAUAAUAACGAGACACUAAGUCAUAAUUCUGAGAUAUUAAGUCAUAAUCAUGUUAAAAUUCUCAUUAUGAGUAAAUGUCUAUAUUUUUCUCAGGGCUUUAGUAGUUCAUGCCGCUCUCCUGCAGUAGCAGCCGUUUGUGCACUAGGAGCAGGUUUAGCGCUCCUCUCGAGUGCUGUGCCACCAGAGACAUGCACCAAACACACGCUGGUGUUUUUCACUAAACCUGAAACCUGAAACUCAUCACAGAAACCUCAGCUUUGCUCCCCUUCAUCAAGAUUGUUUUCCUGCUAAUGUUAUCAUUCACAGCUGCUUCCAUUCACACCGGUCAUUUCCUGCCUGUUGUGCAGAUAAACCAGCACAUCGGUUUAGUAUUCACAUCACAUAAACGUGCAUGUAUGAAAGGGGGCUUAUGUAAUAAUAUUUCAUUUCGAGAAUCAAGAAAAUGUGUGACCUUAUCGACUCUUGGAAUCAACUUCGUCAAGUUCACUAACCAGGACUGAGCCAGGUUUGCGUAAGUUUAUACUGGGCGUAAAGGCUUUGCUGAGUCAGCUACACCAGUUAGUUUCAGACUAUCCUUUACUAAAUUUGGCUGCACCACAAAUCCGCAGGUCGUGUCUUAACCAGUAACAACUAACCGAUGCGUACGUCGCUUUAACAUGACGACAACAUGUUCAGAACCAAUCAGUAAACCCGCUGCCAUGGAAACGCGACGGCAGCCGCUCUGACUUUUUCAAUAGAAAUAAUAUCCAGCAUAGAAGGGAACAGUGUGUACAAGUUAAACUGAAUAAAGCUGAUUAUCUACAGACGCUGUUUAGUCUUUAAUAUUUCACUGAGGAAAACAAAUACGCAGCUUUAUAAACGAUAGUUUCUGGCUGACCGACACGCCAGCAGAUCAGUUUAGCCGUCUGGGCAGACGCUGAGUCUCUGGAGCUGUUUAAUCGGUUUAAUCAGGCCGAUGAUUAGAGCUGUGAGUAAAUUCACAGCGUAUAGCGUUUCGAGUUUUUAGCUUAGUUUAACCAAAAAAAGUCGUUUUUGGUCUUUUUUUGUGUUUUCUACAUGGUUUCUGAUGGUUUCCCCAACACUCACACCUGCUGAGGGGGAGGCGUUCACGGGAACUGUACAGUUAAACUGACUCAUAUCAUUGAUUCCAAUCACGUUGAUUAGACUGGACUCCAAUAUUUCCAGAACUGAGCCGCCGUACUGUCUGGUGUGUGUGAGUGAGUGUGUGUGUUAUGUGCUCGUUCUAUCUGAGGCCACCAUGAGUUUCUUUUGGGUCAGUUCUGCACUACAGGUCACUGUGGAGGAAAGCACAUUGGCAGAAAGCAUGUUUUAUGUCUGUGAUGUGAAAAAUGGUUUUAAAACGCAAACAAACUAGAAAAAUGCAAAAGUGAGGCCUUCAGCGUCCACUGAAACUGGAAUGGUCUGCUGAAUGUGUUUGUAAUGUGGUGCAAAAAAGAAGAAUGAGAACCCCAGAGACUUUUUUCUUUCUUUUUCCAAAGUGGUUUGUUUCUCUUCCCACUGUGAACCAGCUGACCUCACCUGUUUCUCCCCUGUAGUUAUUCUCUAUAGAGAUGUCCGGCGGUCAGUGAGGACAUGGUCACUCAUUGUCACCGUUCUGUGGAAAAACAGCAAACAAAUGACUGUAAAAUGCCGCUCGGAAAGAUUCUGCUUGUUUGUUUGUUUGAAUGCAGAAACGUCUGAUGUUCACGUGGGGUGUUAAAUAUUUUCCUAUGCAAAAUCGCGAUGGUGCCGGCCGACUUCCUGUUUCUGUUCAUACUGAGCCAAAUUCAGAUGAGGCUCUCACACUCACUGCAGGGGACCGGACUGAGCCUACUCCAGCGUGUGAGUGAGCGUGAAGGUUCUGUGGUUCUGUGCUGUGUUCUGUCCUGCACGUGUGAAACAGAGAACACUGUAAAACCUUCAGUUUGGGUUCCUGUGAUUUUUAUUCCUCCUUCAUUUAUACUGAUCACACUGUGACACGAUUUACAGUGAUGUCAUUCGUUUUUACCUCUUCUGUUUGUUUUUAAUGUGUAAAAGCCCCAAAUCUGCCUGUGAACUGUAUAAAAUAAACUUAUUUAAAUAAUGAAAA
This is a messenger RNA of Colossoma macropomum (tambaqui), 6444 nucleotides long. RefSeq names its product RALBP1 associated Eps domain containing 2 (gene reps2). Gene Ontology annotation, molecular function: calcium ion binding; protein binding. The transcript is spliced from 18 exons. NCBI's taxonomy places the organism in Eukaryota, Metazoa, Chordata, Actinopteri, Characiformes, Serrasalmidae. Gene Ontology annotation, cellular component: cytoplasm; plasma membrane. The record is from RefSeq and is a predicted model, not a curated record. Gene Ontology annotation, biological process: endocytosis; endosomal transport. Bases 445 to 1842 code for a protein of 465 amino acids.